Phascolarctos cinereus (koala) is the source of this 2298-nucleotide messenger RNA. It is a transcript of the gene SDF4, whose product is annotated as stromal cell derived factor 4. Gene Ontology annotation, molecular function: calcium ion binding. Gene Ontology annotation, biological process: calcium-ion regulated exocytosis. Gene Ontology annotation, cellular component: endoplasmic reticulum. NCBI's taxonomy places the organism in Eukaryota, Metazoa, Chordata, Mammalia, Diprotodontia, Phascolarctidae. The record is from RefSeq and is a predicted model, not a curated record.
CCGGCGGAGGCGUGCCUGCGGCCGAGGGCGCUGAGGUGGCAGGGCUGAGGGGCGGGGUUGGGACUGGCCCGGGUGGCAUGUGAUGCAGGUAGUUUCCGCCGCCUCUAGCACGUGGGAGGAUCCCGUCAUCUUGGUCUCUUCCGCCCGGGGGAAAGAUGGCGGCGCGCGGGCGCUAUAGGCAGUGAGAGAGUGCGGCAGCCAUCACCUCCCCGCCCCCUUCCCUGAAGAAAGAUGGCGGCCGCCUGUGUGGGCUUCCGUUGACGGUGUCGCUGACUUUGCUUCUGGACGCCUCGGGGCUCGCUCAUUGGAUCCUUCCUCGAAGAUACUGGAGCGCCUAUUAAAGAGCCGGAAGAAAAUGGUGUCCAAGCAGGCCUUCCUCUGCAGCCUGGGCUCCGUCUACUUGUCUCUGCUCUUUGUCUUCCUCCUCAUGGAUGUUUAUGCCAGGCCUGCGAACAGCUCAGCCUUAAAGGAGAAGGGCGUAGACAAGGACGAGAAUGAGAUCCUGCCCCGAGACCACCUGAAUGGAGUCAAGAUGGAGAUGGAUGGGCACCUGAACAAAGACUUUCACCAGGAGGUCUUUUUGGGGAAGGAGAUGGAGGAGUUUGAUGAAGAUUCAGAACCACGAAGAAACAGGAAAAAACUCAUGGCAAUCUUUGCAAAGGUGGACGUUAAUGAUGACAAAAGGAUCAGCGCCAAAGAAAUGCAGCGCUGGAUCAUGGAGAAGACAGAGGAGCACUUUCAGGAAGCCGUCAAAGAAAACAAGAUGCACUUCAGGGCGGUCGAUCCCGACGGCGACGGCCGUGUGUCUUGGGACGAAUAUAAAGUGAAGUUUUUGGCAAGCAAGGGUCACAAUGAAAAAGAGGUUGCAGAAAAGAUAAAGAACAAUGAGGAGCUGAAGAUUGAUGAAGAAACCCUGGAAGUUCUCGAUAACCUCAAGGAUCGCUGGUAUCAGGCCGACAACCCUCCAGCCGACCUGCUACUGAAUGAGGAGGAGUUCCUGUCCUUCUUGCAUCCAGAACACAGCAGGGGCAUGCUCAAGUUCAUGGUCAAGGAAAUCGUGCGGGACUUGGACCAGGACGGUGAUAAGAAGCUGGUUUUGUCUGAGUUCAUUUCCCUGCCUGUGGGGACGGUUGAAAACCAGCAGGCCCAAGACAUUGAUGACGACUGGGUGAAAGACAGAAAGAAGGAAUUUGAAGAAGUAAUUGAUGCUAACCACGAUGGAAUUGUCACCAUGGAGGAACUAGAGGAGUACAUGGACCCCAUGAACGAGUACAACGCUCUCAAUGAAGCCAAGCAGAUGAUCGCAGUGGCCGACGAGAACCAGAACCAUCACCUCGAGAUGGAGGAGAUCCUGAAGUAUGGGGAGUACUUCACAGGAAGCAAGCUGAUGGACUAUGCCCGGAACGUACACGAAGAGUUCUGAGCUGCUCCCUCCUGUGGCGCCUUCUCGCUGUCCCACCCCUGCUCCUGCCCCACCAAGAGAGGACAGAAUCUCCUGCUGCUGUUUGUGUCGUGUGCGUGUGUGCGUGCGUGUGCAAGUGCGUGUGUGCACGCACUCACCUGUUCUGAAGCAGAGAGCCUUCCAUCCACCCAGAACUCUGAACGUUGGCUUCCGUCAUCCUGCAGCCCGUCCCAGAUUGGCAGCGCAGUGGCCGCUGACCAUCAUCUUCUCAACCAGACCCCUCCUUUGACUCGUGACACACACCUGUGAAGUAGCUGAGUGGGAUUGGGGAUGGGGGUGGGGGCUUCUCCAUGGCUUAGAGCAGAGCGGACUGUGGCCCUCUCAAGGAAGAAGCUGGCUCAGGGGCCUAGUGCUCGACCAGCAGGAAGGAGGAGGCCAGAGAUGGGCGUUUCCAGCUCCACGUAAGUGACCCACGUUGGUCCACCAGGUGCUUGCGGGGCACCCCCUGGGGUGGGUGUAGGGCCUGGCUUGGGGCACCCCAGGCUUAGCCCUGAGGCCGUGGGAAAGGGACCUCUGUUCAUGUUUACUGUGGUGGCCUUGAAAUGAAUUGAUCCUUGGAAUUCAUCCAGGGGAAAGGAUCUUAAUUUGACAGGAGCAGCAUGAUUUCCACCCUUCUCUGAUUUCUGGAGUAAUCCUCCGGGCAUGCUUGGGUGUGGCCAAGCCAGAGAGUGCUGAGGGGAUGGGCUUUUCCUCCUUGUCCCUGAUGAUGAAGCUGUCCCCCUCAGGUCGCUUUGACAGGCUUCCAUUUGUACUGGGCCUCCCCUGCCCUUCCCGCUACAUGAUUUUGUCCCAGUGGCAUUUCUGUUUUUCAGAUUUAUUAAAAAUUGCCUCCAGAA